This is a messenger RNA of Spodoptera littoralis (African cotton leafworm), 1896 nucleotides long. The record is from the annotation of a GenBank genome assembly. NCBI's taxonomy places the organism in Eukaryota, Metazoa, Arthropoda, Insecta, Lepidoptera, Noctuidae.
AUGUGGCAUUUGCUGCAAACGAGCUCUUGUCAGCUUGUUAGACAAAGACUGCUAACAGCUAAAAGCAAUGUAUAUUUUACGAAUUUUAUGAAAAGUAAACCGUCUAAUGUCGUAAAACGAUAUUUUUCUGAGGUUAAAACUACGUCGGAGAAAAAUGCAAAACCGGGGUUGUUGUUGCUCUGUAGUCCAUGGAAGUUGUGUACUGGGGUCAGUUUGGCGUUGGGGGCUCGUUAUUUUCUUAGCAAUGGUCCGGCGUACUGUAAGGCCCAUACAGUCCCGUCUAGGGUUAUCCAAAGAAGGCCGAAUAUAGACGAAGACAAUUCGAAGUUUGACUGGGAUAAAUUCCUCUCUUAUUUACAACCGCAUAAAUGGCUCUUAUUAGCAGCUAUAGGGUCAGCAUUAGUGGUGGCUUUCUUCAACGUGUACAUACCAGCGGUGUUAGGCGAAGUUGUGAAUGUGCUAGCCAACCAGAGACAGAAUCCUAGUGCAGACUUCUUGGAUAACAUCAGAGGGCCUGCGCUCAAACUGGUUGCCUUGUAUAUUGGACAGGCAAUAUUCACAUUCAUGUACAUCCAUCUCCUGUCACAAGUGGGUGAGCGAGUGGCUGCACAGAUGAAGCAGGAGCUCUUCGAGUCUAUUCUACUACAGGAUAUUGCAUUCUUUGACCAGGAGAGGACCGGAGAACUUGUCAAUAGGCUGACAGUAGAUGUGCAAGAUUUCAAGAGUUCUUUCAAACAAACGAUUUCAGGUGGACUUAGAGCAAUUACUCAGGUGGUCGGGUCUUCAGUCAGUCUCCUAGUGAUAUCGCCGCAGUUGACAGGCUUAACCUUGGUCUGUGUGCCGUCGGUAGUUAUUGGAGGAACAUUCAUUGGAUCCUUGCUUAGGAAGCUCUCGAGAGAAGCGCAAACGCAGGUAGAAAAGUCAACCCUAGUAGCGGAGGAAGCGAUAGCAAACAUGCGCACAGUGCGCGCGUUCGCCGGCGAACAGAACGAGGCGCAGCUGUUCGCGCACGAGUGCCGGGCCGCCGCUGAACUCAGCAUGGAGCUGGGGCUGGGGAUUGGACUGUUCCAGGCGGGGACUAAUUUGUUCCUUAAUGGGAUGGUUCUAGGCACGAUGUUCAUGGGCGGGCACCUAAUGGCAUCUGGACAGUUGUCAGCGGGUGACGUCAUGGCGUUCCUAGUGAACGCUCAGACGGUGCAGCGGUCUGUUGCACAACUGUCGUUGUUGUUCGGGUCAGUCGUGAAGGGGAUCAGUGCUGGAGGACGCGUGUUCGAGUACAUCAACAAGAAGCCCAUGAUGGACAGUUCUGGUUCGAAGGUGAUCAAGUACCACGAGUUCCACGGAGACAUAGAGUUCAAAGACGUCAGCUUUGCAUAUCCUAGCAGACCAGAGGCGAAAGUAUUGAAGAACUUCAACCUGAAGAUACCGGCUGGUAAGACGGUGGCCAUCGUCGGUACUUCUGGCAACGGCAAGUCUACAAUCGCUUGUCUGUUGGAGAGAUUCUACGACGUAGACGCAGGGCAAGUAACAAUAGACGGUAUAGACGUCCGGCAGAUGGACGGCAAGUGGCUGAGGGGACGAGCGCUGGGCAUCAUCAGCCAGGAACCUGUACUCUUCGCUACUACUGUCAAGGAGAACAUACGAUAUGGUCGCCCUGAGGCUACUGAUGAGGAUGUAUACAGAGCAGCCCAAACAGCGAAUGCUCACGAUUUCAUAGUUGGCUUCCCCGACGGAUAUGAUACUCUAGUGGGGGAACGGGGGAUGUCUCUCAGUGGGGGACAGAAACAGAGGAUAGCCAUCGCCAGAGCCGUGCUCAAGAACCCUCCUAUACUUAUACUGGAUGAGGCUACAAGUGCCUUGGACUCGGCAAGCGAGAAAGUAGUGCAACAGCGUUAG